CUCCAAGGUCGUACUCCUCCUCAAUCGUCACCCUCCCGUCCCAUCUCCAUCCUCCCCCACCUCGCAUAUACUACAUCUCUUUACGCUUACACACACACUUACUCAGCCCCCAUCUCCCCGUCGCCAAAGCACACACCCCAAACACGCAUACACGCACACAGACAGAAGGUCACAGAAGACGCGCAACCGUUGGGCAUUCCAUCCAACAAGGACGCACAGCAUCCCGCACAUCUCGGCCGGCCGUGCAACACGUUGGUGGACUCUCCCUCCGGUUGAUAGCGACUCCGACGACCUCGUAGCAACACGUCCACGACCCAUCACACCCAAACCCACCCCCCAUCUACCCUCCCCACACCUCGUCCCCGCCAUGGCCGACGAAUCGCUACUGCCCCAGCUCGAUAAGCUAAAACUGUCGCCGUCGGCAGGGCCCGCCCCUCCCGACAACGACGCCGACGCCGCGGCGGCACCCAGCACGGGACCACCGCAACAAGAGCAGCUGACCGAGCAACAUCCAGCCGACACGCUACUUCCAUCAACAAGCGUCAACGCAGCAGCAUCACCGUCAGCACCUCUGGCAGCAACCGCGCAGCCGCCGACGUUGUCGCCGCCCCCAUCAUCGGCUGCAAAUGUUUCCAGACCCAGCCCGCUUCCCACGUCACCGAGCACUGCGUCUCCUUCUGUAGCACCAGCCCUCGCUUCAUCAACAUCAUCGGCUAAUCACCUCGCGUUUGCUCAACGACCUGGUCAGCAUGCCCAGCCUGGAGCAGCAGCAGCAGCAGGCAUUGCACGUCCGGCUGGCUUCGGCGGCCCCAUAGCGGGCCGUCCGCCAGCUGGAGCUGGUGUCCCAGGCCGGCCUCCACCACGGGGACUACAAGGUCCCAUGGGCAUGCGCGCGCCGAUGGGUAUGGGUGCUGUUGGGGGAGGGGGUGCACCUGCGCAGUUGCAGACCCGUCUGCCACCGUCACUGCAGGCCAAGAUGGAUAAGCUCGCAGCACAACGGUCGUCGGCUCCCAGCCCAAUGGCGAGCAAUGGUGUCGGACCAAAUCCGCAGGCAGCGUCCAUGGGUGCACUACUACGGCAGCAGGCCAUGCGGUCAAUGGGCCAGCCUAUUCCGGGUGCUGCCGGGCCGCCCGCCGUGGGACCGAACGCCGGUCCGCUGGGCCUCGCGGCGCGACGUGCCGGGCGUCCACUCAUGAGCCUGAAUAGUCCAAGUGGUCCCCCUCGAGCGCUGCCUGGAGCGGCUCGUGGAGGGAUCGCAGGUCGAAGAGGACCGCCUGGCGGCCUCUCGCUCGCGCAGUUGGGCGGCGGCGGCCAGGAGCCUGCACACGAGACGUCCAAGUUUUCCGACUUCAACCAAAUCAUGGACCCGUCAGGAUCGCUCAAGUUCUCAAAGGCUGUGUUGCACGCUGGCGGCGUGGACUUUGGAGACGGCCAGAGCUUCAAGAUCAACAUGGACGAGAUGGAGGUGCUCGGCGAGCUAGGCAAGGGCAACUACGGCUCGGUGCAAAAGGUGUACCACCGACCCACGGGGGUGAUGAUGGCCAUGAAGGAAAUUCGCCUCGAGCUCGACGAGUCCAAGCUGAACGGCAUCAUCAUGGAGCUCGACAUUUUGCAUCGCGCCGUCGCCCCCGAGAUUGUCGAGUUCUACGGCGCGUUCACCAUCGAGUCCUGCGUCUACUACUGCAUGGAGUACAUGGACGCUGGAUCGCUCGACAAGCUCACUGGAACGGGCCAGGUUGUCAAGACAGCUACCAGUCCCGGUGAAGAGGAGCGCGACCUGCUCGUGCCGGAGCCUGUGCUGAGGAGAAUAACCGCUGCGAUCGUCCGCGGCCUGAGCUUCCUCAAGGACGAGCUGCAGAUCAUGCACCGCGACGUUAAGCCGACCAAUGUUCUCAUCAACACCAAGGGCGAGGUCAAGCUCUGCGACUUUGGCGUUUCGGGCCAGCUCGAAAAGUCGCUAGCAAAGACCAAUAUCGGUUGUCAGAGCUACAUGGCACCCGAGCGUAUCAAGGGCGAGUCGCAGAACCAGGUGUCGACUUACACCGUGUCGUCGGACGUGUGGUCUGUCGGUCUGUCGAUCAUCGAGAUUGCAAAGGGCACCUACCCGUAUCCACCCGAGACGUUUGCCAAUGUGUUCGCCCAGCUCACUGCCAUUGUCAACGGCCCUGCGCCGACGUUGCCCAAGGGCUACAGCGCGGAUGCGCACGACUUUGUGGCCAAGUGUCUGCUCAAAGACCCGAACCAGCGCCCAACGUACGCACAGCUGCUUGAGCACCCGUUCCUCAAGGCGGACAAGGACGCCGACGUCGACAUGGCCGGCUGGGUGGCUUCGGCGAUGGAGAGACAAAGCCAUCGGGGCGUUGUGCCUCUGCAGGAGGUCGAGGUGUGAGCGUGGCGAGGGAGUGGCGAGAAAGAGCGGGUCUCAGGGAGCGCCCGCGAUGAAACAGCAACGACGACGACACCACGAGGAGGUCAGGGCGGCCCAGAAGAGGCCGUCAGCUAGCAGCAUGUGAACAACACCCAAAGCAAACAUUCGCACGUUCUGUAUAUCAUCGGUACUUGCAUACCUCUAGGGCAUGAUGUAACAGCAUAGCUAGGGG
Vanrija pseudolonga is the source of this 2600-nucleotide messenger RNA. It is a transcript of the gene wis1, whose product is annotated as Protein kinase wis1. Bases 368 to 2389 code for a protein of 673 amino acids. The transcript is spliced from 4 exons. The record is from RefSeq and is a predicted model, not a curated record. NCBI's taxonomy places the organism in Eukaryota, Fungi, Basidiomycota, Tremellomycetes, Trichosporonales, Trichosporonaceae. Gene Ontology annotation, biological process: protein phosphorylation; cellular hyperosmotic response; MAPK cascade. Gene Ontology annotation, molecular function: ATP binding; MAP kinase kinase activity.